CGCAUGCGCGGCAAAGUUGAAGGACUUCCCAAAAAAAGUUUUUACAACUCUAGCGGAGAGGGCUGCGGCAGCGGCGCUCUAGACCGGGCACCUCCAUGGCGGGCUCGGAGGAGCUGGAUCUCCGCGAGGACACGCUGAAGGUCCUGGCUGCCUUCCUCCGCCGGGGCGAGGCUGCUGGGUCCCCCAGCCCACCCCCUCCGAGGACACCACCCGGAGAAGAGCCAACUGACUUGCUGAGUCGCCUUCGAAGAUGUCUGCCAUGCCCGCUGGGGCGAGGAGCUGUGCCCCCCGAAUCCCCACGGCCUUGCACGCUGCCACUGCGCCCCUGCUAUGGUUCAGGACCUGGCCCAGCUACCCCCGACUUCUAUGCCCUGGUGGCCCAGCGACUGGAACAGCUAGUCCAGGAACAACUGAGAUGCCCCCCUAGCCCAGAGCUCCAAGACCCCCCAGCCACAGAGAAGGAAGCCCUGUUACGCAGGCUGGUGGCCUUGCUGGAGGAAGAGGCAGAAGUCAUCAACCAGAAGCUGGCCUCGGACCCUGCCCUGCGCCAGAAGCUGGCCCGCCUGUCCACCGCCUCUUUCGCCCGUCUGGUGGAGCUGUUCUCCAGCCGCGAAGGCAGCCGCACCAGCCCGUCCUUGCCGUGCCCAGGCCCUCCACCGCCCUCCCCGGAGCCCCUGGCCCGCCUGGCCCUGGCCAUGGAGCUGAGCCGGCGCGUGGCCCACCUUGGGGGCACCCUGGCCGGACUCAGCGUGGAGCACGUGCACAGCUUCGCGCCCUGGAUCCAGGCCCACGGAGGCUGGGAAGGCAUCCUGGCUGUCUCUCCCGUGGACUUGAGCCUCCCCUUGGACUGACCUCAACUUCAGAAAUGACUGCCACAGGCCUGGACCUUGUAUCCCUGUGGCCCUGCCUUCCUUGUGGGCAUUUCCAAGCCCUCCCCUUCUA
Messenger RNA from Ochotona curzoniae (black-lipped pika), 942 nucleotides. RefSeq names its product BCL2 like 12 (gene BCL2L12). The coding region runs from base 96 to 851 and encodes 251 amino acids. The transcript is spliced from 7 exons. Gene Ontology annotation, biological process: regulation of apoptotic process. NCBI's taxonomy places the organism in Eukaryota, Metazoa, Chordata, Mammalia, Lagomorpha, Ochotonidae. The record is from RefSeq and is a predicted model, not a curated record.